CUCCGCUCUGCGCUCCAGAUGCCCUCCCCAGACUCCCACCUCCCAGAGGACGCGUCCCCGCUUCCUCCGGCGCCCGGCCCGGCCCGCCCCUCUGGGGGGAUUCGUGGGGGAUGCUCGCGUGCCUGUGCACCGUGCUCUGGCAGCUCCCUGCAGUGCCAGCCCUCAACCGCACGGGAGAUCCGGGGCCCGGCCCCUCCAUCCAGAAAACCUAUGACCUCACCCGCUACCUGGAGCACCAGCUCCGCAGCUUGGCUGGGACCUAUCUGAACUACCUGGGCCCCCCUUUCAACGAGCCUGACUUCAACCCCCCUCGGCUGGGGGUGGAGACUCUGCCCAAGGCCACUGUCAACCUGGAGGUGUGGCGAAGCCUCAACGACAAACUGCGGCUGACCCAGAACUACGAGGCCUACAGCCACCUCCUGUGCUACCUGCGGGGUCUCAACCGCCAGGCCGCCACGGCUGAGCUGCGCCGCAGCCUGGCCCACUUCUGCACCAGCCUCCAGGGCCUGCUGGGCAGCAUCGCGGGCGUCAUGGCAGCUCUGGGCUACCCGCUGCCCCAGCCUCUGCCCGGGACUGAGCCCACCUGGGCCCCUGGCCCUGCCCACAGUGACUUCCUCCAGAAGAUGGAUGACUUCUGGCUGCUGAAGGAGCUGCAGACCUGGCUGUGGCGCUCAGCCAAGGACUUCAACCGACUCAAGAAGAAGAUGCAGCCUCCGGCCACCGCGGUCACCCUGCACCUGGAGGCCCGUGGCUUCUGAUCUCCGACCACCCUCUCCUUCCCCUGCUCCUUCCAGCCCUGCUCCCACUCUAGGAGGGAGAAACGUGUACACCAACACUUGUUGAGCCAGGAGACUGAAGCCGUGAGCCUCUAGCUUCCCUGUGCUUGGAGGAGGGUGUGAUGCAAUGAGGCCCAUCCCCUCCUGGCCUCCCUAAGUCCUACGGGUCUGAGGAAGAGGUGCAAUAGGCCCCAUCCCAUUUCCACAAGACGUCAUGGUCAACGGCACCCAGAGUGGCUGCAGUCGGUGUGAGGCUCUUGCAGCUUCCUGCUUCCUGCCCACCACUUGCCAGCGCCCACCCAGCCCCUCGAGUGGCACUUCCAGAAAGCGUGCCUAUAGGGCAGGGAAAGGGGGCACCAUCACAUGUGCCUUUCUGGGGUGAAACCCUUUGGCUGCCCUGCUCUCCUUAGAUGGGUGUUGCUCCCCCACCCCUCAAACAACUCAAUACAUCCAGUUCAGGAAGCACACAGUGGCCAAGUCCAGACGGAAGAGAUGGGAUGAAAAACGGAAGAGCUGGGGUCUGCAGUGGAGGUAAUACUGAAAGCAGAGGGGCAGGGACAGACUGGACCCAGGGGUCACCAAGGUGAUCCGUGGCACAGGGUGUCAUCCAGAAGGACAUGGCCUUGAAUUUUCUUGCCAGCUACAGGGUGCCUCCCUUCUGCCCUCUUUCCCAGGGUAUCUGUGGGUUGCCCGGGCUGGGGAGGGCAACCAUAGCCACAGCCACAGAAUUUCCUGAAAGUUUACAUUGCGGUAGCAUUUCGGGGUAUGGGGGCAGCUCCCCUAGGCCCUGCCCCCCAGCCCCA
Molecule: messenger RNA, 1579 nt
Organism: Budorcas taxicolor (takin)
Lineage: Eukaryota; Metazoa; Chordata; Mammalia; Artiodactyla; Bovidae
Gene: CLCF1
Product: cardiotrophin like cytokine factor 1
Exons: 3
Coding region: 111-758 (215 amino acids)
Source: RefSeq, a predicted model, not a curated record